AUGAUCCUAAGAGAUAUCCUAGUUUUUCUUAAUGAUAAGAAUAUUCUUAAAUCUCCAAUAACAUUAACAAAUGAUCAUAUUAAAUCAGAAUUUCUAACAUUACGUCGACAUAAAAAAUCAAUAUCAAUUGGUAUAUGUCGUUGUACAGAACGAUCUCUGUUAAAUAAUACAACUAUAGAACACUUAAGUUCAUUAACAUUGGAUGAAUUUCAAAAAUUAUCUCUUGAACAUUCAUCAACACCAUCACCUAAUGAAAGUCGAAAAUCAUUAACUAUUACGGAUGAAAUUAUAACAAAUCCAGAUUUGAAAACAAUUUCAAAUAAAAAUAAAUUAUUACACGAACAACACCCUAAGCCAUUGAUUUAUAAACGUAGUACAAGCCCAAAUAGAGAUAGCGGUUUUAUUGAAACAGAUGGCACAAAUACAUCUAUGUUAACAGAUCGUAGUGUUACGUCAAAUGGUAAUAAUAAUAAACGUCGAAGUAAAAUAUCAUUAGAAAGAAGUGAAGAUGAAUCAAUGGAUACACAUAAAUCACUUGAUUCACUUCAACAAUCUAUGCCAAAAAUGAUAACAAUAGACCAAAGUAAAAAGAAACCAUCAGGUUUGAUUUAUUCAAUACAAAAACCUGAUAAAACUGUUCGAAAUCAAGAUGAUUUACCAAUUCAAACUGUAACUGAUGCAUGUUUUAUUUAUCGUCGUCAAGUUGUUAAACAAGAUACGAGUGAUGAUGAAAAAGCAGCUAUGAUUCUUCGUGGUCGUGAAAUAGCUUACGAAGCUGCAAAUGCACCAACAAUUCCAUCAUCAAUGCCAAAUUAUACACGCGAUCAAAUUCGAGAACUUUAUGGUGAAUUAGAUAAAAAAACACGUCGUUUACAAGAUGAUGAAUAUAUAUAUCAAUCAUCAAUAACAAAUUCACCGAAUGGCAAACAUCAAUGGAAAUUAGCCUCACCAACAACUGCAAAAAAAAUUAAUGAAUGUCCAUUACCAAAAUUUCGUCUUGAUAAAACUCCUGAACAUGAUGAAACAUUGCUUAUGGCUGCAUAUUUAUCAACAGGUAUAACGAAUCCACGAAUAAAACCAAUUGUACCUAUUGAUAAUUUUCAUACAGUAAUGAUGAAUGCAAGUGCAAAAGUUAAUGAAUGGGCAAAUACUAAUGAAAUAUAUUUAACACCAAUUAAUAAAAAUAUUCUUCCUAAUAAUUUUCAUACUUUAAAUGAUGAUCCUUUAACAAUGAGUACAUCACCAUUAUUACUUGAUGUUCAGUUUAAUAUAACACAACUUGCUGGUACACCAACCGAUAAUAAUAAUCGACCAACGUUUUUAGAAGUUGUUGAACAACAAACAAUAGAUCAUUCAAAUCAAAGUGUUCAUAAUCAAGAAAAUCGUCGUUCUAUUCAACGACAACCAAAUACAACAGAUACAAUAUCAUCAUCACCUGAUUCAAAUGAUAUUGCUUUAGAAACAACACCAUCAACACCUGGUUCAUGUGGAAUGUAUCUUGAACCUUAUAUGCGUCGUGGUUAUGAUUUACCAUCAGCUGAUCAUGAUAUACGAGAUUCUUCAUGGCAACAUACUGAUUAUGAGGAUAUUGAUGAAUCAAUAUUAUCGAUAAAAGAUAUAACUCCAAUUGAAAGUCCAACAACGCCAAAACUUGAUACUAAUGUUGUUUCAUCACCACCUAUGACAUCUCAAAUAAAUGAUAUGGAUAGCUUAAUUGAUUUGGAUGAUGGUACAACUGUUUCUUAUCAUACAGCUAAAGACUCUCGUCUAGAUAAUACUCAUCAAUCAACAUUAUCAGUAGGAAGUGAUGAAACAACAAGUACUCUUCAUCAACCUAGUAUACGAGAUGACCUUAUGAAUAAUGCCGUCUCACCUGAAGAAAGUUUUUAUUAUGAUGCACUUACAUCACUUUCACAAACAAAUCCACAAACAUCAUUAUCAACAGAUAAACAAGAUGUUCUUAUAGAUAAUUUAACAAAUUUAUUAGAACAAAUUGAAGCAUUUAAUUCUACAAAUCAACACGUAUUACCAACAGUUGAAGAAGAAAAAUCACGUUUAUCACCUGAAGGUGAAGAAUCAACAACUGAUAUUGAUUGUUUAGUUACAAUUGUUGAUGAUAUACAUCAAUAUAAUCAAAUAAAAACAAUCAAUGCAAUGGAUAAUCUUUUAUUUGUAUAUGAUGAUGACAUUGAUGAUGAACAAGACAAUUUAUCAAUUGAUAAUCUUGUUGACAUUGUUCAUUCAAUUCAUCAAACACCAGCAUGUGUUAAUAAUUUACUUUUUGUUUACGACGAUGUCAUAACACCAUCUGAUGAUGAACCAAAACAAAUAAUAAAUGAUUCAGAUGAAGGAUGUUAUGAUAAUUUUAUAAAUGAUUCAAGCGAACAAUAUCGUAUUGAUCAUUUAGGUACCAUUAUACAUGAUGCUUUAACAGUUAGAUUUCAAAAACCCAUCAGACCUAACCAAACUAACGAAGUCGAAGAAUUAACAACGAAUAUUGAUAAUCUAACUACUGUUGUACAUGAAGUUUUAACAACAAGACUUACAACACCAAUUGAUAAAAUUAAUCAUGAAACUGAAGAAUCAAUUGUUGAUACCGAUAACUUAGGUACCAUUAUACAUGAUGCUUUAACAGUUAGAUUUCAAAAACCUAUCAAAUCUAAACAAAAUAACGAAAUCGAAGAAUUAACAACGAAUAUUGAUAAUCUAACUACAGUUGUACAUGAAGUUUUAACAACAAGACUUGCAACACCCAUUGAUGAAAUUAAUUAUGAAACUGAAGAAUCAAUUGUUGAUACUGAUAAUCUCGGUACAAUUAUUCAUGAUGCUUUAUCAACUAGAUUUCAAAAACCAAUACAAAUAAAAUCAUCUGUUGAAUUCGAUUCUACAUUACAAACAGAAAAAAUUCCAGAAUUUAUCGAUGAAUCAACAAUUGAAAAUCUAGAAGAAUCAACUAAUGAAUUCGAUCAAGAAUCAAUACCUUCUAAUAUUGAAACAUCUCCUAAUGAAUCAAUAGAUAAUAUUCAUACAUCAGAAACAAUCAUUUAUGAAAUUGAACCAUCAUCAAAUGAACAAUUUACUAUAUUAGAAUCUCGAUCACCACCUGUUGGUCAUCUAUCUCAAAUAUUAAGUGAUUCACUUUUAACAUGUUCAAAUUAUCAUCAAGAUAAAAAUAAAUUUGAAUUUAAUUUAAAAAAUCAAACGUUAUAUGAUGAAGAAAUUUAUGAAGAGUAUGGAUAUCGUCGUACAACAACAGACUCAAAUACAAAUGAUAUUGUUGAAAAAUAUGAAGAAUUAUGUCGACGUUAUUUAUCUAGUUGUGAUGAAUAUCAAACAACAGCGAAAAAAUUAGAUAAUGAAAUAAAUCGAUUUGAAAAACAAUUACAUGAACAAAAACAAGAAAUUUUAACACCAACAAGUGAGACAACAAGUGAAGAAUUAAUAACAACAAUUGAACGUGUUAUUGAUAUGCGUGAUCAAACAACAGUCAAAAGAAAUAAUACGGAUGAUUAUUGUUCGACAAUAACUGUUCAAAGACAACCAAAUUAUAUGGGAAAAUAUGGUUUUGAUUUUGAAGAAGUAUAUGAUGAAAAAAUUAAAAUUUCAAAAAUUAUUGAUGAAAUGUAUUGUCCCAAUGUAAAUAUUGGUGAUGAAAUUAUUAGUAUCAAUAAUGAUCGAACGUUUAAAACACAUGAACAAUGUCAGGCAUUAUUUGAUUCAUUAUGGAAAAAUUACUAUGAAAAUAUACAAAUAACUGUUAUCAAAUCAGCAAACAUUUCGAUAACAAAAACUUAUGAACCGGUGUCAUUACAGUCAAGCUCUCUAUCUUGGCCAUUAUCAACAGCUGAAUCAGGUAGGACAAUAAAAUGCUUUUUUUUUCCUAUUCAAAUUUUUAUUGAUUUUUGGGCCUUGGAUGUUGCAUGGUAA
Messenger RNA from Rotaria sp. Silwood1, 3927 nucleotides. Lineage: Eukaryota; Metazoa; Rotifera; Eurotatoria; Philodinida; Philodinidae. The record is from the annotation of a GenBank genome assembly.